This is a messenger RNA of Mytilus californianus (California mussel), 1757 nucleotides long. RefSeq names its product cholecystokinin receptor type A-like. Gene Ontology annotation, biological process: neuropeptide signaling pathway. The record is from RefSeq and is a predicted model, not a curated record. Gene Ontology annotation, molecular function: neuropeptide Y receptor activity. The transcript is spliced from 2 exons. Gene Ontology annotation, cellular component: membrane. The coding region runs from base 1 to 1185 and encodes 394 amino acids. NCBI's taxonomy places the organism in Eukaryota, Metazoa, Mollusca, Bivalvia, Mytilida, Mytilidae.
AUGCUGUCUUAUUUUUCACAAGUUACUCCAACCAUUUCACAUACUACAUUAUCAACUCUGCGACAUGAUAAUACUUCAACAAGUUUAGUUGGUCACAGAACUACGACCGGUGCACAGCAAAAGGUUGUUAGUUUCGUCAUUCCUGCAGACCGUUUACUUCCGGAGCCACAUCCAAAAUAUCUGACUGACAUCUUUUUUGUUCUGUUUGUUAUGAUAAUUUUCUUUUCGGUUGUUGGAAACGGCUUGGUUAUCGCCAUUUCUGUCAAAGCCCGAAAAUUGAAAACAGUGACUGACAUUUACAUAAUGUCACUUGCCAUAAACGAUUUACUUAUAGCUACAUUAAAUAUGCCAUUUCAGCUUUACUUUACCGUGGUAAAUGAAUGGAUGACGGGUGGAAAGACAGGCGAAGCAUUGUGCAAGUUUACUAAUUAUAUACAAGGAUGUACUAUUAUUUCAAGCAUCUUCACUUUACUGGCCAUUGCAGUAGACAGGUAUUUCGUCAUUUGCCGAGCAAAAAUUUCUCAACAGAGACAUAGACAGAAAACCGCUAUUAUCGCCGUAAUCGCGGUUUGGAUUGUAUCUAUGUUGAUAGUCAUACCACAUCUUUUAUACCAAAAACUCCAAAUCAGGCUAAAAAUUUCAACUAUAAAUGGUUUACUAUUUUUUGACGGUAUUAGAUAUAUAUGUGUCGAAGAGUUCCCAUCAUACCCUGUAAUCAACGCACAGCGGCUUUAUUCACUGAUCCAAUACAUUGGUUGCUAUCUUAUACCUGUUGUCAUCAUGGCGUUUACGUACGGUAGAAUAGGUCAUCGGCUCUGGAUUCAUCAGCCCAUCGGAGAUAUCCUGGCCAAUCCAAGAAACCAUGGUCACAUCAUCAAGCAAAAGAAACGGAUUAUUCGAAUGUUGAUGCUACUGUUCUUAUCUUUCACUUUGCUAUGGUUUCCGUUUUUCACCUUUGCGUUGUAUUCGGAAUAUGUUGCCAUAGAUAAAUCUUAUCGUGUUAAGUUAACUGCUCUAAAGUUAGUCGGGUAUAGUAAUUGCUGCGUGAAUCCAAUCAUAUACACAUUUUUGAACAAAAAUUUUAGACAAGAUUUGUCGAACUUGUUCUGCAGGAAAACAACAGCACUUUCUAAUCAAAGACGUCCCUACGAAACAGGCAAUCAAACUGGGAAUAGUAGAUUUUAACAUGUACUUUCUGACACCAAUAUGCAGAGGCAUAAUACAUAUCAAAUUGCCGUAAUCUUGAAGAAUUUCUCAGUAAUUGACAACAAAUGCAUAUUCAAUACCUUUAUCAGUAUGUGUUUUAGCCAUUAGAAAAAAAAACCUAAUAUCUGUGAUACAGUUUAAUAUACAAGAGACAGGAACAAAGGAUAAGACACAAGUAAAAGAUGCAUAUAAAUGAAUGAAUGAAUAAAUGAAUAAAUGAAUAUUUUAAUAUUUAAGUGCAGCCUGAAUUAUAACAACCAGUCAUGUUCAAAUAUACAAAUGACUUUCAGUCAGCCAAAUAGACCUAAGAUGCACUGUUAUGAUGUGAUACGCAUUAUGUUUUUAUUAUUGAAAAGAAAAAAGAAAAAAGUCCUGAUUUAAACGAAAAUAUAGUAAGGCACGUAAUCAAUUGACCACAGACUGUCUGAUAGUAUAACAGUUCAAAAUAAAGCUAGAAACAAGCUUGCUGUAAUUACAAAAUAUAUGUGUUAAUCUGAUGUUUAUUGGUAGUGUAUUUAAAUCUAUGUUGUAAUUGUCUCGGAUGUCGUUGA